CCGGCCCCGCUCCCCCGCCCCGGAUUUGAAGGCUGGGUCUUCCUGAGAGUCCGCGGGCUUCCGCUCCCAGCGCGGGAUUCUGGAGGUAAUUUGAGGAAGACUUGGAAACCGCGCCAGGCCCAACGGGGACCUAGAAGGGAGACAAGGCCAGGCCUGCUGCCCAGUGUGAGCUCUGAGAAGAAGAGGAGCGGGCCGGGACGCCCACCGGGGUAUCCUAGAGGUGACAGAACUUGAUCUGGGCCUGGAAGGGGAAGAAUUCGGGAAGGGCAACGUGGGGCAUUCCAGUAGUAAUUGAUAGAAAUAUUACAUGGGAUAGGAUUUAUUCUCUCCGUACUUCUGAACCAAUGAACAGAAAAUGGGAAGAAAAACUGAAGCAAAUUGAAGAACGAGCAUCUCAUUAUGAGAGGAAACCAUUGCCCUCAGUGUAUAGACCAAGACUGUCCAAGCCAGAGGAACCACCCUCCAUUUGGAGACUAUUUCAUCGACAAGCUCAAGCUUUUAAUUUUGUUAAAAGCUGUAAAGAAGACGUUCACGUAUUUGCUUUGGAAUACAAAGUAGGAGAUGGACAACGUAUUUACCUUGUGACAACCUAUGCUGAAUUUUGGUUUUACUAUAAAUCCAGAAAAAAUCUCUUACACUGCUAUGAAGUUAUUCCUGAAAAUGCUGUGUGCAAGCUUUAUUUUGAUUUGGAAUUUAACAAACCUGCCAACCCAGGAGCUGAUGGGAAGAAGAUGGUUGCAUUACUCAUCGAGUAUGUGUGUAAAGUGCUUCGAGAGUUAUAUGGUGUUAAUUGCUCAGCUGAAGAUGUUUUGAACUUGGAUUCUAGCACUGAUGAGAAAUUCAGCCGGCAUUUAAUAUUUCAGCUCCAUGAUGUGGCAUUUAAAGAUAAUAUUCAUGUUGGUAAUUUUUUGAGAAAAAUUUUGCAGCCUGCUCUUGACUUGCUUGGCAGUGAAGAUGAUGAUAGCGCUUCAGAGACAACAGGCCAUGGAUUUCCCCAUUUUUUGGAAGCACCUGCAAGACAAGAAUUUUCUUUCACAGAGAAGGCUACAGGGGAAAGCUGGACAUUGAAUUCAGAGAAACUGGAGAGGCUGGGGUCAGCUGAGCAAAGCAGUCCUGACCUUUCGUUUGUAGUUGUGAAGAAUAACGUGGGAGAGAAGCAUCUUUUUGUGGAUCUUGAGUCAGUUUGCCAGUUUACACAAACAAAUCCUGCUAGAAUUUUUAUUUGGAUUGCCUCGACUCUACAGACCAACUUGGGGAGCGUUGACAUUUUUACAAUACUGAGUCUUCCAAUCUAUGCACAUGGAGUUUAUACAAGAAAUAGAAACUUUCGGCUAUAUAAAUCAUCAAAAAUAGGAAAGCGUGUGGCUUUGGAGGUUACUGAAGAUAACACAUUUUUUCCUAUACGGUCAAAGGAUGUUUCUGACGAAUAUCAGUAUUUUCUCUCUUCUUUGGUCAGCAAUGUCAGGUUCUCAGAUACUUUACGAAUUCUUACAUGUGACCCAUCUCAGAAUAAACAAAAAGGAGUUGGAUAUUUUAACAGUAUCGGCACUUCAGCAGAAACCAUUGAAGGUUUUCAGUGUUCUCCCUAUCCUGAAGUUGAUCAUUUUGUUCUUUCUUUGGUGAAUAAAGAUGGCAUUAAAGGAGGAAUUCGGCGUUGGAACUACUUUUUCCCAGAAGAAUUACUGGUUUAUGAUAUUUGUAAAUAUCGGUGGUGUGAAAACAUUGGAAGAGCCCAUAAGAGUAAUAAUAUAAUGAUUCUGGUUGAUCUGAAAAAUGAAUUUUGGUAUCAAAAAUGUCAUGACCCUGUAUGUAAAGCAGAAAACUUCAAAUCUGACUGUUUCCCAUUGCCUGCCGAAGUAUGUCUCCUGUUUCUUUUCAAAGAGCUGGACUGUCCACUUGUUAAAAAAUUAAAUCUACUCUUGCUCUUCCUCCAUCGGGGAAUAUUGAAAAGUAUGUGUCACAGCACUGCAGGAAGAAGAGUUGACAACAGAUGAAGCAGAUGAAACUAGGAGCAAUGAAACCCAGAAUCCUCAUAAACCAUCACCUAGCAAGCUGUCAACAGGUGCAUCUGCUGAUGCUGUCUGGGAUAAUGACAUUGAUGAUGCUUAUUUUUUAGAAGCUACUGAAGAUGCUGAAUUAGCUGAAGCUGCAGAGAACAGUCUUCUCAGUUAUAACAGUGAAGCGGAUGAAAUUCCUGACGAGCUAAUUAUAGAAGUAUUACAAGAGUAGCUAAUUCACUAUGGACACUUUUGUCACCAGGCUAUAAUUUGCCUGAUGUCUGUGAGAUUUGAUAAAUAUAUCAUUCAACCUGAUAAGUUUUAUCACUUUCUUUCCAAUUUUUGUUUUUUACUUCUAUAAACCAAUUUUAUUAAAAAUUACCUUUGAUGUACUUAAAUUCAAUAGAAAUCGCCUUAACUAAUCAAAAUUACAUUCACAUCAACUUAAUUUUACAGGUUUAUUACAGCUCAUAUCUGGGGCUGAUUAAGGUGUCAACAUUUUUAAAUUACUCAAGAUAUUAACCAGAAAAGAUGAUUAUGGCCUCUAAAACUAUUGGACAAACUGAUGCUAUUUAACAUUGUUCACAGCCAUUUAAUCUGAAUAACAAAUUUUAGAUUCUGGCAAGUAGGCCAUAACUUCUUUGCAAAACAAUUUAUUUAUAAAAGUACAGUUUCAGACGGUAACAGCAUGAGACUAGUCUUCCUAUGGGCCCAUUUUAGUAGAUUGCUCUUCUCAUUCUUGGUCAAGGAGCUUCUCUAACUGAUGGUUGAUAUUUCGCAGAUGGCUUUCGGCUCCCAAAAGUGUUCUUGCUUUAAAUAACAGGGCUGGAAGGCUGGAUGAAUCAUACUGUUAAAAGAAAAAAACUUACAUAAUUAGCAAUAUCAAAAACUUACAACCUUGUCGUUACGUAGCCCAGCCUUAUGACCAAUGCAAAUUGUGAUUGAGCUUUCCAUUAACUACUACUCCUCUCAUUUUUAACUAGGACCAUUAAGACAACUGGUUUUAAUCCAUUUCCUUAAAACGUAAUUGAUCACAAAGUUGCUAGGGAGCUGCUCUGCAAAGCUUGAACUGAUCUUCUUAUCCCAGAAGACCAGUUGAUUCAAAGAACUGUAUCAUCUCUAUUACUGAAGACAGGAAAUCAUGCCUGGGACACGUCAAGGCUUGGUUUUGGCAAGUCUGCUCGUGCUGUGUAGGGUCUACUUGAUAUCAUGUCUAUUUUAAAACACAGAAAACUGUAAAAGAGGUUUUACUUUAAAGAACUAAUGGAAUGAGGACACCAGAUCCAUAAAAGUUCCUAAGAAAAAAAAAAACCCAAAUCUAUCAUCUCAAGAAAUUA
Molecule: messenger RNA, 3334 nt
Organism: Chlorocebus sabaeus (green monkey)
Lineage: Eukaryota; Metazoa; Chordata; Mammalia; Primates; Cercopithecidae
Gene: PRIMPOL
Product: primase and DNA directed polymerase
Biological process (GO): response to UV; replication fork processing; error-prone translesion synthesis
Cellular component (GO): mitochondrial matrix; nucleus
Molecular function (GO): DNA-directed DNA polymerase activity; chromatin binding
Source: RefSeq, a predicted model, not a curated record